AUGUCGUUCAAGGCGCUCUUGACCGCUAUACUGGGACUACUCGCUUUUUUUAUCACGAGAAUAUGGGUAAAACGUAAAACACCUUUAGGGCCACUGCCCCCAGGCCCGCAGCCUAAGCCAAUCGUGGGUAACAUCGCCGACUUGCCGCCUCCAGGUAUGCAAGACUGGAUGCAUUGGCUAAAGCAUAAAGAUCUAUAUGGUAGGCUCAAGAAGCUACGAUUGACUGUUGUCUUUAUUUUUUUUGUUGCUGAUAUGAAAAUGCGCCCCUCCGUUACGGUGAUGGGACAAACGCUCGUAAUCCUUAAUGAUGCACGGUCAGCGUCAGAGCUAUUACGCAAACGCGCCUCGCUGUACUCGUCACGACCACAUAUGGUUUUCGCGUCUGAAAUGCAAGUUCAAAGGCCCCUUUUCUAUUUUAAGACGGCAAAGAAUAAAUAUCAGACUAUUGGAGCUUACAUUAACAGCUUAACAGGGUGGCCAUACACCGAACGGUUCAGGGCAUAUCGGAAGCUUCUGAAACCGUAUUUCGGUUCAGAGAGGGUCGUUUCACAGUAUGCUCAGCUGCAGGAGGUGGAAGCCCAUCGCUUUUUGUGGCGUGUUUUGAAGGAUCAAGAAAAUCUCACGCAGCACAUCCAGACUAGUGAGGCCGGAGCGGUUAUUCUCAAAAUAGCCUAUGGUUAUAGGGUUGAGCCGCACAAGCAAGAUCUGCUGGUGAACCUUGCCAAUGUGGCCCUUGAGCAAUUCUCAAUUGCCUCGACACCAGGUACUUGGCUUGUAGAUAUAAUACCGGCAUUAAAAUAUGUCCCUGCCUGGUUUCCGGGCGCUGGUUUCAAGCGAACCGCGCUGGAAUGGAGGAAAGGCCUUGAGGACGUUGCGAAAAAGCCUUACGCCCUUGUUCAGCAGCGGACAAAAGAUGGCAAGUACGAGCCAUCAUUUCUCUCCGAUAUAUUUAAGUUAAAUGGGAUUCCAUCUUCUGGAUCAGAGGAGGAGCUGGUCGCCAGAUGGACAACCGCAUCGCUUUAUGGCGCGGGCGCCGACACUACCGUGUCUUCAGUUGGAACAUUUUUCCUUGCCAUGACAUUGAACCCAGAUGUCCAACAUAAUGCACAGGAUGAGAUUGACCGGGUGAUCGGGUCUGGUCGACUCCCCACGAUAGCAGAUCGUGAUCGCCUGCCUUAUGUCAAUGCGGUGGUAAAGGAGGUCUUCCGUUGGCACCCUGUAGUACCGAUGGGGAUUCCACAUAUGUCGACGGCCGACGACAUGUACGAUGGAUAUUAUAUUCCCAAAGGUUCUAUACUUAUGCCGAAUAUUUGGGGUAUGAUGCACGACCCCGCGUUGUAUCACGAUCCGAUGGCCUUCAAGCCAGAACGUUUUUUGGAGAUCGAUGGCCGGGGCCCCGAAAUAGAUCCGCACAGCUUCGUGUUCGGCUUUGGGCGUCGCAUCUGCCCCGGCCGGAUUUUGGCAGACAGCACAGUAUGGCUCAGUGUUGCAAAGUCCCUGACAGUGUUUAAAAUUAGCAAACCUGUGGAGAACGGUGCUGAGGUGGAUGUAAAACCAGAAUUCCAGCCUGGGGUUAUCAGCCAUCCGGUCCGAUGCAAGCUACAAGUCACGCCCCGGAGCGCUGCGCAUGAAGAGCUGAUAUUAUUGGUGGAGCAGGAACAUCCUUGGGAGCAAGGUGACGGGUCCGAGUUGCAUAAGAUCCGAUGUUAAGGCUCGUAUACUUCGUAAAGUUCCAAGGAUAUUAUAUGAGCAUGAGGGUCAGUUUCGCUAUUCUAAAACUAGCUGGGAUUCUAUAACAAAGGGAAUACUAGCUCAAGAAAGCCAUUAUAUAGCUUGCUGGGUCUCUUGAAAUUAGGAGAUAAGGACGAUAUCAGGUGAUCAAUGUCCAUCCAAACAAUCUAACUGGUGUAGGGAUACUAUAAG
Messenger RNA from Penicillium samsonianum, 1923 nucleotides. Its product is annotated as cytochrome P450. Bases 1 to 1710 code for a protein of 569 amino acids. The record is from RefSeq and is a predicted model, not a curated record. The transcript is spliced from 7 exons. NCBI's taxonomy places the organism in Eukaryota, Fungi, Ascomycota, Eurotiomycetes, Eurotiales, Aspergillaceae. Gene Ontology annotation, molecular function: heme binding; monooxygenase activity; oxidoreductase activity, acting on paired donors, with incorporation or reduction of molecular oxygen.